Messenger RNA from Ostertagia ostertagi, 1875 nucleotides. The record is from the annotation of a GenBank genome assembly. Lineage: Eukaryota; Metazoa; Nematoda; Chromadorea; Rhabditida; Trichostrongylidae.
AUGGAAUCUAUGACCUUUUAUGGGAUAUUUUAUUUAUUUCAGCUCAUUUCAGAUGACGAUGGUGAUGUGGUGGAUGACGAGUUCCUGUUCAGCCUGUUUGUCGCCCAUCAAUGGCUCGUCGACAGUACGCAGCUUCUCGCACAGUUCAUCGUCACCCUUCAGGUUUGGCUUUUCAUGCGAGUCGAAGGAGUUGAGAAUCCGGGUUCGACUCUGCUUAGCUGUGAUAUACUGGAUUCGACGGUUUCCUCAUCAUUUCGAUGGCCAACAAUCACUUCGACAACUUGCCAUACGUUUUCGCGAACAUUGGCCAACGAUGUACCCGAGGAGACCAGGCAGAUGAUCGACGUUUCGAAUUUGCCGUCGUACGCAUGGCUUCGGGCACUUUCGGUUCGUCAACCGGUCGCUCGUCAGGUUUCGCUGUCAUUUGAGCAGUGGAGUCCUGAAGACAUAUCGACGUCAUUAUCGCAUAUCGACUAUAAAGUACUUAGUAGGAUUUCUAAUCUCUCGAAUUGGGUACAAAUUAUGGUUCUUAGCAAAACGACGCCCAAGGAGAGGGCUGCAAUUGUGACGAAAUUUGUGAAUGUAGGCAAGCAUUUACGAAAAUUGUGCAAUUUCAACACUUUAAUGGCGGUCAUCGGUGGUAUCACACACAGCAAUAUCUCGCGGUUAUCAAAAACCAACUCGCAGCUGGCACCGGAAACUAGGAAGGAAUUGAAUCAGCUCACAAAUUUGCUCUCUGUUCAAUCGAAUUUCGGCGAGUACAGAAAAGCGCUGAAUAGCUUAGGAUCACACUUUAGGAUUCCGAUUAUAGGCGUUCAUUUGAAGGAUCUUGUUGCUGCCACUUGUUGCGGUGCGAACUUCGACAAGACGAUGACUAUCAGCUUAAGAAGAUUACAUCGCCUCGCAACGUUACUUUCUCAUUUUAUGAUCUUCAAUCAACGGCAGCAUAAUUUUCCAGAGGCGAAUUUGGACCUGAUCAACACACUCAAGGUAUCGCUGGACAUCCGCUACAACGAGGAAGACAUCUACGAGUUGUCGCUUCGCCGAGAGCCACGGACGUUUAUGACGUUCGAACCAAGCACUCCGGUAGUGUUUGCCGAAUGGGCGUCCGGUGUGUCGGCGACUCUCGAUCCGGAAACCGUCAACAAACACGUCACGGCGAUGGUAGACGCGGUCUUCAAGCACUACGAUAAUGACCGUGACGGUUACAUCAGUCAGGCCGAAUUUCUUCAAAUCUCCGGUAACUUCCCGUUCAUCGAUCCAUUUGGGACCAUUGAUCUGGACAGGGACGGUCAAAUAUCACGGGAGGAGCUCAAGACCUAUUUUGUAAAGGCGAACAACGACUCAGUCGACUUUCGGUUAGGAUUCAAGCACAAUUUUCAUGAGACAACGUUCCUGGCUCCGACGUCGUGCAGUCAUUGCGGCCGUUUGCUGUGGGGUCUGCUCCGGCAAGGCUGGAAAUGCAAGGAUUGCGGUUUGGCGGUGCACUGUGAUUGUAAAGCGAACGCUGUGGCCGAAUGCCGGAGAAAGUCUAAUUCACUGGUGGAUUGGAUUUCACCGAGAAGCGAUGGGUCAAGACCUAGGAUAUUCUCAAGUCACAAGAGGGGUAGCCGUCCACGAACGGUGUCAACAGUCUCAUCUUCUCCGUCUCCCGAACCGUCAGCUCUACCGGGAUGCAGCCAUCAUGGCGAGAAGCCUGGAUGUCUGAAUAAGUUGCAUCUGCCUUCCAUUCGCACUACGCGGCCACAGUCUGAAAGCACCGAUUGCUAUAAGAGUCUCGGUCUCUCCCCGGACGACGAUCACGGUCUGGCGAGCCUCGCAUGUGAAGAGGUCUUUGAGGAUGACUCCAGCAGUACAUACGAAAACGGAAGCUGA